AUGGAUAUGAAUGACAUGGUUCGUACAGUUAUCGCAAUAUUCCUCAAAGGGCUCACUCCUUUCACUUAUUCUACACACAAAUACGUCAUUCUGGACAGGAAGAUAAAGACUCCCCAGGGCACAUCUUAUACAAAAUCUGCAGAACGAAUUAGUGAAUGGAGUCCUGAUAAACAUCUCGGAAAACUGGUGGAUGCUGUAUCAGCCAAGAAUCCUUUCAAUUCCUACAUUAUAAGCAGACGGAAUCAAUGGAAAGGUGCUAACUGUUCAUUCCACGGUCUAUGGAAUUAUAGAAAUUCUGAAUCGAACGUUGAUUCAGACAGGAAUCAUUAUGAGGAAUCGACUGAUACCUGA
Plasmodium inui San Antonio 1 is the source of this 351-nucleotide messenger RNA. RefSeq lists its product as hypothetical. Lineage: Eukaryota; Apicomplexa; Aconoidasida; Haemosporida; Plasmodiidae. Bases 1 to 351 code for a protein of 116 amino acids. The record is from RefSeq and is a predicted model, not a curated record. The transcript has 2 exons.